AUGUCGGGCUACCAAGCAUAUCCUGGCGCCUUGGGCUCGGGCUACGGCGCUCCCCCGCCUCCACCGCAACAACCUUUUGCCAACUCGCCCUUCCAGUCGCAACCUCCCACCCAAGGACACCAGAACACUGGUGGUUAUUCUUCCNNCCCUGCUCCCUAUGGUCAACCUCAGCCGCCUCCCUACCCGCCUCAGCAAUAUUCUCAAUCAUCUCAGCAACCAUACGGCCAGCCUCCCUCUCAAGGCUACAACAGACCUCCUCCUCCACCUCCUCCAGGACAGCAGCCGCAGUAUGGUCAAAGCCAAUACGGUCAGAGUCAAGGAUACCCUCCACAAUCUCCUGCGCCUUUUGGUCAGAGUCAAUCUGCACCCUAUGGACAAAGCCAGCCUCCUUACGGCUCGGCUACGCAACCUCCUAUGGUCAAUCUCAAUCCCAGUAUGGACAGAAUCAACCACCAUACGGAUCACAGCAACAGCAAUAUGGUGGCGGGCCUCCCGGAUAUGUUCGGCCAGCCUCCUCAGCAGCAACAAGGUAGUUACGGCGCACCUUCCCAACAGCAAGGCAAUUAUGGUGCACCUCCUCAGCAACAGGGCGGUUACCCUCCUCAGCCUCAGCAAGGUGGCUACCCUGGACAGCAGCCCGGAGGUCCUCAGGGCGGUUAUGGUGCCGCUCCUUCGCAGCCCGCCGGCCCUGCUGAGAUUCAGGCAUACAAGCAGUCGCUCCAGCAAACAGUUCAAGAGAAGGGUCUCCAGGCUUUCUAUCCUCCUGGCUCGCCCAUGCUCGACCAGAUUGCCAACAAGGCAUCGAUGCAAGUCGACCGCCUGUGCCAGCAGUGGCGCAUCAACAAAGAGAUCGGUAACGACAUUGUCAAGUUGGCCUUGUACGAUGUUGUCAUCUACAUUGACGACAGUGGUUCAAUGAAGUUUGAGGAGAACGGCGAGCGCAUCAAGGAUCUCCAGCUUAUUCUCGAGCGUGUCGCAACCGCUGCUACUCUCUUCGACGACGACGGCAUUUCUGUCCGCUUCAUGAACGAUAACCCUCCCCAGCACAUGGUCGAGCACAUUAAGACUGAGCAACAGAUCUCUCAGCUCGUUGCCGGCCACAAAUUCAGCGGUCUUACUCCUAUGGGAACUGAGCUCCGCAAGAAGGUUAUCGAUGGUAUUGCAGUUCCCGCCAUCCGCAGCAGACAGAUGCGCAAGCCCAUUUUGGUUAUCACCAUCACGGACGGUCAGCCUGCAGGAGAGCCUACUACUGCCGUUUUUGAUACUGUCCGUUAUGCCGUCCAAGAAGCCAGCAACUCGCAGUACGGUCGUGGAGCUCUUGCCUUCCAAUUCGCCCAGGUUGGAAAUGACGAGAAGGCUCGUGAGUUCCUUGGCAAGCUCGAUGACGACCCUACCGUUGGACAGUUGGUCGACUGUACUUCCAGUAUGUGUUCAUUUGUAUUCACCCGUGAGUAUUUGCUAAUGAUGUUUNNAGACUUCGAGAACGAAUCUGCCGAGAUGGCACGCGCUAACCCCCCUGUCGAUCUCACUCCCGAUCUUUGGGUAAGCAUGACCAACUUGAGGAAGAUGAGGGCUGUGACUGACUUCUCCGCUACANNGAUUCUCAAGCUGAUCCUUGGUGCAAUUGAUCCCUCGUACGACACCAAGGACGAAAAGUCAAACCGCCCCCAGGGUGGACCUCCCGGAUACGGCGCUCCUCCUCAGCAAGGCGGCUAUGGUGCUCCUCCUCAGCAACAGGGCGGCUACCCUCCUCAGCAGGGUGGCUAUGGCCAGCAGCAAGGCGGUUACGGUCAACAGCAAGGUUAUCCUCCUCAGCAGCAGCAAGGCGGAUACGGAGCUCCUCCUCAGCAGCAGGGUGGCUACCCUCCUCAACAAGGCGGCUACGGCCAGCAACAAGGCUAUGGAGCCCCUCCCCGCCUCCUCGCUACUAAACGAACAUUCAUGGGGCCAAAAAUCGUAAUAGGACAUUGA
Messenger RNA from Aureobasidium musti, 1971 nucleotides. NCBI's taxonomy places the organism in Eukaryota, Fungi, Ascomycota, Dothideomycetes, Dothideales, Saccotheciaceae. The record is from the annotation of a GenBank genome assembly.